GUCAUUCAGGUUCCAAAUGAACAGGAAGAACAGUAGAAAGUCUUGUUACAGGGCUGCUGCAUGAUAUAAUGCUAACACUCAGAGGUGUCCUGAAGUACAUCAGCAACUCUCCAGAGAAACGCUGAGUCUGGACUGACCUGAAGGGCUAGCGUGAGGGUGAACUGCUCCUCACUGAAUCCGGCUCCUGAGCAGCAGCAUGUCUAGCGACCCGCCUCCACCUUACCCAGGGGGCCCAAGCGCCCCUCUGAUAGAGGAAAAGAACGGACAGCCUCCAGUCUCAGGCUCAGCCCCGGUGACGAGUGGACCCCCGCACGGACAGCCGCUGCCUCCAGAAUAUGGCCCUCCACCUUACGAGGCCACCAUGCAGCCCGGCUUCGUGCCCCCACAUGUCCCAGGUGAGGGUCCUAUGCCCAUGCCACACCUGCAUGCUGGUUAUCACCCCCCUCCUGGACACUACCCCCACCCCAUGCCGGGGCAGUUUGCUCCAGGGCCGAGUCACUGUGGCCCGGCUAUGGGACACACGGCCACAGUGAUCGGUCCUCCAGGCACGGCUACUACAGUGACGGUGCUGCAGGGUGAGAUGUUCCAGUCAGCACCGGUGCAGACGGUCUGCCCUCAUUGCCAACAGGCCAUCAUCACACGAAUCAGCCAUGACGUGGGGCUCAUGAACACUCUCUUCUGUCUGUUCUGCUUCUUUGUGGGCUGUGAUCUCGGCUGCUGCUUGAUCCCGUGUCUGAUCGAUGACCUCAAGGAUGUGACGCAUACUUGCCCCAACUGCAAGGGCUACAUCUACACAUACAAGCGCAUCUGCUAACAGCAGCGUCCCCCAGCACUCUCACCCUGGAUGCACUCACGGCUCACUCUCACCAAGCCGUUUUAUUUUUAAUUUUUUCUCUCGCUCCAUAUCCCCCGGCUAGUUUGAUUUUGUUCUUGUUUCUACUACCUGUCCAUCCUCUAAUGACUGUAUAUAACUAUUUAAAAGACUUAGCUUUAGUGGUACUACAAGAUUAAUUUAAAUAAUAGAUAAGUAGAAGAAGCAAAAGAAGAAGGGACAAUGAAGUCGGUACAUUUUCUAUGCUUAAACGGAAGCGUUUAUUAAUCGUGUCGUGGAAGUGCUUUUAGGAUUUUAGGUUAGUGGUUAAGUUACUUCUGAUCUGAUAUAUAACUCAAGUCCAUUUCCGAGUGGAUUUUAUUUUUAUUGUAAUUAUUUAACUCUGAUGUUAUGUAUAAUUCUACUACCAUGCUAAUGUGAAGGAUUUUCAUCUCUGUGUCUAUCUGUGAAAACGACGGCCAAGGACUGCAGUUCUAGUUGCAGGAAACUGCUGCACCUUAUACACACACUACCAAGUUUCUAUAUUCUCACAGUCCGGAUAUUUUUGUAAUCAGGGGCAGUAUUGCAUUUACACGCUUCAUCACACCUGGUUUUAGUACACGCUCGUGUCCACUGUGCGAUUUUACAUGAAUAUUUCUGAAGGAAAUCUAAUGCAAAUAUCCACAUCCAUGCUCCUUUGUAAUAAAUACAUUAAGAAACAUUAAACAAGUUCUGCACUACGUUUGAAGCUAGGCACGUCGUCUACUGCUGCGUUUGCCGUCUUACCGAACUGUGAAUGUCGUUCUAAAUAACUCUACCGCGCCUUCAUCUGUAUGGUGAAGCGCUUCGGUGUUGCUGCUGGGCCUGGGUGCGAACUUUGGCAUUAAUCCUGAUCUUUCAUUCGUUCCAGAAAGGGUUCAGUCUAAAAACACGGUGCAGCUCAGGACAUGCAGUCAAUCACAAGCUUUUACAUCAUUUACUCUGAUACAAUCGUUAGCGUGUCUGGAGGAAGAAGGUGAUCAUCAAGCGCUGGCUUUCUGGAACAUUGCUGUAAUCUGACCCCCAUCACCCCCCUGAGAGCAGGUUAUCUCUUCAGCAUUAGAACAUCAUGGUUUCAUGCCUGUGAAGUCGCUCUGCCGUUGCGUACAGGAUCAUUAUCGGCUUGUGACACACACAGCAGGUUUCCGUCCCAGGUUUUUUUCCCGUUUUCAGAUCUACGCAAGAGAAAAAGAAACGACAAACAUGCACCAGGUUUGAAGCUUUAAUCCGUCUCUAUAUAUAGAUGAUUCUUCAUUUUGCACUCGGCAAUCCUCUGGCAGUCAGACGCUGUUUUACUGACCCGUCCUGCUUUGAUCACUUCUUCACUCGGUUUGUCUCUGCGUAUCUAGAUAUCGGCACGAACGUGACGCAAACGACCUGAUAUGAAAAGCGUAUGCAUGCUCCUCUGAAUUCGAGCUCUGAUUCCCUUUAAUGCAACUUUCUUUUGAACCUCGUAGGCCUACAACGCUUUGCAAAGUGGCUUCUUGCUGUGAAAGACUGAAUAUACUGAAUAUAUGUAGAGCUUGUGUUCCAGGAACUUUAGAUCUAAAACUACCAGUAGUUUGUGGUAUAAUACAUCUGAACUGGAAUUGUCAUGUAAACUGACUGACUGUGUACAAUUAUUAUUCUGAGAAUAAUAAUAAAAUACUCAUAUCUUCUGAGA
Molecule: messenger RNA, 2513 nt
Organism: Hemibagrus wyckioides
Lineage: Eukaryota; Metazoa; Chordata; Actinopteri; Siluriformes; Bagridae
Gene: cdip1
Product: cell death-inducing p53 target 1
Exons: 5
Coding region: 197-814 (205 amino acids)
Biological process (GO): tumor necrosis factor-mediated signaling pathway; intrinsic apoptotic signaling pathway in response to DNA damage by p53 class mediator
Molecular function (GO): zinc ion binding
Source: RefSeq, a predicted model, not a curated record